UUUGCGUAUGUUCCGUUAAUCGCCCAGACUCACCGGACUGGUAACUACUUUUCAGUUUAUGGUUAGCACCAACGAACGUUUUUUUCGGGACAAUUUUAUUCUAUCAACUGUCACUUUGAUUUGCUUUGGCGCGUUGACUUGAUUUGUAUACAAGAUUCUUGGGUUACCUCAAUUUUUAUUUUAAUAGAUAUAGCAAUGUUUUUUUUGGAACGAAUUACUCACCGAGAGUGAUAGUUCAAGUAGCGAAGAGGAAGAUGGGUUGCGAGCUCGAGGUAUCAUGGAUAAUGUUUUGAUGCCCCGACCUAGAGUCCGAAAUUUUAUGGAGGAAGUAGUGGAUUUUUACACAGACGUAGAAUUUCGAGAAAACUUCAGGAUGGACAGGGUCACUUUCAAUCACAUUUUGUCAUUGAUAAUUGACAGAAUAUCGACAAAUAUUAUAGAUAAAGGUCAACAUACUAUUACCCCAGGAGUUCAACUCUGCUCAGCUUUAUGGUAUUUCGGAACACCAGAUUCCUUUAGAUCCAUCUGUGGACGAUUCAACGUUGGCAAAGCCACUGCUUUGAGGACUGUAAGGCGAGUUGCAGAAGCUCUAUUAUAUAUAAGCCCAAAUUUUAUAUUAUGGCCCACGAAUGAUUAUCUUGAGGAAGUAAAAAACGGAUUUCAGCGAAUGGGAUUCCCUAACACAAUUGGUGCCAUAGAUGGGACACACAUAAAAAUACCGAAACCCAAAAACCAUGAGAAUUCAUAUGUCAACCGAAAAUCUUAUCCCAGUAUUAUAUUGCAGGCAGUCUGCGAUAAUACCCUGAAGUUAACCCACUGCUAUGCAGGGGAAGUCGGGGCACACCAUGAUGCUAGCGUCUUAAGGAGAAGUGAAAUUUGGAGUUUCAUGACAGAGGAUGGGAAAUUUCCGAAUGACACCCAUUUAAUUGGUGACAAGACUUAUCCCUGUUUUCCAGAAAUAAUGACUCCCUAUAAAGACAAUGGCCAUCUAACAAAUAGCCAAAAACAAUAUAAUUUUCUAUUAUCUAGAGCAAGAUGUACAAUAGAAAGGGCCUUUGGCUUAUAAAAAAGAUUCAGAUGUCUUAGUGAAUUAUUGGAUGUGCGUUCCUCUCAGUGGAGGCCUACAUAUAUUAUUGCAUGCUGUGUUCUGCACAAUAUAUGUAUUAUACAAAAUGAUGUGCAAGAUAUGAUUAUUGACAUUGAAAAUCAUGAAGAGGAAGAGGAUGUCCACAUACCUCAGCAAAUAGAAAGAGCAAGGCAACUUAUGGGAAGAGUCAAAAGAAAUAGGAUUUGUCAAGAACUCAGUGAAUGAUCUCAGAUCUCUUCCACAAUGGCUAAUGAUUUAGAAUAAAGGCAUUUCGAAAA
Molecule: messenger RNA, 1365 nt
Organism: Leptinotarsa decemlineata (Colorado potato beetle)
Lineage: Eukaryota; Metazoa; Arthropoda; Insecta; Coleoptera; Chrysomelidae
Product: protein ANTAGONIST OF LIKE HETEROCHROMATIN PROTEIN 1-like
Source: RefSeq, a predicted model, not a curated record